Molecule: messenger RNA, 1681 nt
Organism: Amborella trichopoda
Lineage: Eukaryota; Viridiplantae; Streptophyta; Magnoliopsida; Amborellales; Amborellaceae
Product: GroES-like zinc-binding alcohol dehydrogenase family protein
Molecular function (GO): oxidoreductase activity; zinc ion binding
Source: RefSeq, a predicted model, not a curated record
UACACAUUUUCAUCCUUUCUUCCCCCCGUUCUCCUCUCUCUAAAAAGACCUCUUUCUUCCAUAUCCUCUCUCUCUCCUAACGGCCAUGGAAGCCCUGGUCUGCAAAAAACUCGGCGACCCAACCCUUCCUCUCUCCGAUUCGUCCCCGAUUUUCGUAUCAAACGACCACCCAAUCCCGAAUCUCACCUCGCCCACGUCCGUACGGGUACAGAUCAAGGCCACGAGCUUAAACUACGCCAAUUUUCUCCAGAUUCUCGGAAAAUACCAGGAAAAACCACCCCUCCCUUUUAUUCCAGGCUCCGAUUACUCGGGCGUGGUCGAGGCGGUCGGAACCGGCGUCACAAAGUUCAAAAUUGGUGAUUUUGUGUGCUCUUUCACGGCGCUCGGCUCAUUUGCCGGAAAAAUUGUGGCUGAGGAAAAGGACCUUUUUUGUGUGCCUGAUGGGUGCGAUCUAGUUGCUGCUGGUGCUCUUCCAAUUGCUUAUGGAACUUCACAUGUUGGGCUUGUCCAUAGAGCUCGAUUAAGCGCCGGUCAAGUGCUUCUUGUUCUCGGUGCAGCCGGGGGUGUUGGUCUUUCUGCUGUGCAGAUAGGAAAGGUUUGUGGAGCCAUUGUCAUUGCUGUAGCAAGGGGGACUGAAAAAGUAAAUUUUCUCAAAUCCUUAGGCGUCGAUCUUGUUGUUGAUUCAAGUGAAGGCAGCAUUAUAGAGAGUGUGAAAAAGUUCCUCAGGGCAAGAAAGCUCAAGGGGGUGGAUGUUCUCUAUGAUCCUGUAGGGGGGAAGCUUGCAAAGGAAAGUCUAAAGCUGCUUAAUUGGGCGGCAAACAUUUUGGUCAUAGGUUUUGCAAGUGGAGAAGUCCCAGUGAUACCGGCAAAUAUUGCACUUGUUAAGAAUUGGACAAUCCAUGGGCUCUUUUGGGGGAGCUACAAAAUACAUCAACCGAAAGUUCUUGAAGACUCUGUUGCAGAACUUCUGUCGUGGCUAGCAAAGGGUUUGAUCACCAUCAAUAUUUCUCAUUCCUAUACUCUCUCUGAGGCCAAUCUUGCAUUCUCUGCCAUAAAGGAAAGAAAAGCUAUUGGGAAGGUGAUGAUCACUUUUGGAGAUAACAGAGAAACAAGAUCUCGCCUAUGAGACCAUCUUCAAAGUGACAAUCACAUCCUGCUGCGUGCAUAUAAUGGUUGGUUCCGAUGCAAUUUUGUGCUCUGGAGCUCGUGUGUUUGGACCCUUGGAUGUUGUAAGGGGCAGUCGGGAUGAUCACAGGAUGCAGCAUGGUUUCUCUUAAUAAAGUGAUGGACCAAGAACAUUAAUUUAUCUUAAAAAGGGGAGCCGCAGGUUUAUACAAUGGCAACUGAAUGUCAUUGGAACACAAUAUUGCGACACUGAUAAACCUGCGAGCCGAUUGUCCUCACCUUGACAAUUCAGGUUCUAGGAAACAAGUAAAUCUCAAGCCUGAAAAGAUGGUGCUAUCUCACAACACAUUUUCUGGACCAUUUAUUUCAAGCCUUAAUCCACCAAAUUUAUGCUUAUGGUGCUUCAAAUUCUACAACUAUGGCGAAAUGGAUUUACUGACUUUUCCAGUACUGAAUAUGCUUUUUGGGUGGGGUUUUGAGGCAUGAAUUUGUGAAUUUCCUUGAAACUUCUCCAAAACCUCAUCUUUUAAAGAAAUAAAAGAUUUAUAAAUUAUUU